This is a messenger RNA of Etheostoma cragini (Arkansas darter), 2471 nucleotides long. RefSeq names its product decapping mRNA 1B (gene dcp1b). The transcript is spliced from 10 exons. Gene Ontology annotation, biological process: deadenylation-independent decapping of nuclear-transcribed mRNA; positive regulation of catalytic activity; deadenylation-dependent decapping of nuclear-transcribed mRNA. Lineage: Eukaryota; Metazoa; Chordata; Actinopteri; Perciformes; Percidae. The record is from RefSeq and is a predicted model, not a curated record. Bases 251 to 2281 code for a protein of 676 amino acids. Gene Ontology annotation, cellular component: P-body. Gene Ontology annotation, molecular function: enzyme activator activity; mRNA binding.
CGCAACUACUCAUGUCUAGUUGUUUACUGUCUGGCUAAACAUGGCCGUUGACAAACUCACUCAUAGCAGUUAGCCCUCGAUAACUCUUGACAAUUUUAAAUGUACAAGUCUUAAGUUGCUAAACAAUCUACUGCUCAGUUACAAAUUUAAUUGUCUUUUUACCUUGCUGUUGGUUUGGUUUUAAUCUCAUCUUCCUGCGACUCGUUAGCCGCUGAAGCUACGUAGCGAGCUAAAUUCUCCAUAGGGAACAAUGACAGCAACUUCUGCAGGUAGCAGCAGCUGCCUCACCGCUAAAGGACUGGACAUAAGUCUGGCUGCUCUGCAGCGGCAAGACCCAUACAUCAAUGACAUUGUGGACGUGGCCAGCCAAGUUGCCCUGUAUACUUAUAACAACAGGGCAAAUGAGUGGGAGAAGACAGAGGUGGAAGGCACCCUUUUUAUUUACACAAGACUGGCAUCUCCCAGGCACGGUUUCACCAUUAUGAACAGACUCAGUAUGGAGAACUUGACAGAGCCAAUUACCAAAGACCUGGAUUUCCAGCUCCAGCACCCUUUCCUGCUUUAUCGCAAUGCACGGUUGGUUAUCCAUGGCAUUUGGUUCUAUGAUAAGGAGGACUGUCAACGUAUUGCUCUGAGAAUGAAGAUCUUGACCCAGCAGGAGCAGACUCUGGCACAUUCUCAAGGUGGAUGGUUGUCCCCAGGAGGAGUACGUGGUGGAGGAGUAGGUGGUGUAAGAGUAGUUGGAGUACUUGAAGGAGGAGGAGCAGAAGGAGGAGGAAGAGGAGGAGUAGGAGGUGAAGGAGGAGGAGAAAGUGAAGCAAAGGCAGUGGACAUCAUUCAGAUGUUGACCAAAGCACACACAGAGUAUGACAAGUCUACAUCAGAGCCAAAGGAGAUUGGCGGCAGCAGUGUUAUUUAUGGAAACCCCAACCUGAUCAAACCAAUACCUGUUAAACUGAACACUCAGGACAGUGAAAGUGCUGAACCCAAGUCUCUCUCUCUUGCUACCCUUUUUGGCUCUCAACAUCAACAUCACCACUCAUCCAAACCUGACCCAGUCUCUCCUAUGGCUACUACUGGGACAGGGCCAUCACCGAGACAAGUCAAUCGCCCACCUGUAGCACGUUCGCUGAAAUAUGAUGAUUCAGAAAACUCUGGCAAUAGUGUGCCCUCCAAAGGAGGGAACAUCAACAUUGUUGGGUGUUCAGUUAGAGGGCCUAGGGCCGUGAUUGGAGGACAAAUAGUCGGAGAACAUGGUGAAAAUGUUGUUGUGGGCUUGCUGCCAUGUCCCACUACCACCCAUCGGCAGCAGCAGAACCAACCCCAGCACUGCCCAGCCAUCCAGAAGCUCAUGCAGGGGCAGAGUGGAGUAGGGGUCGUCGGAGGGGUGCUUCAGACCCUGUCCGAGUCCCCCGAGAACAGGUUGUGUGACAACGGGGUGCCGCUGGAGCAUCACCACCACCAUCACCAUCUGUACCAUCAUCAUCAGCAGCAGCACCACCACCUUCAUCAUUAUCAACAGCAACAGCUUCAGGCUGACCCAAUCAGGAACCUUUUCCAAACCAAGCCACCUCUUCUCCCAUCCAACCCUUCGCCUCUGCAGCAGAACCCCCAUCUCUCCUCUCAGCCCGUAAUGGUGGAUUCUGGGUCAUGUUCGCACCUUCAAGCACAACAAAGCCAACAGAUGUUUUUCAGCCUACCUAAACCUCAACCAGAAGCACAGCACAACUGCCAUUCAGCUUUACCUAUACAGGGAACAGUUCUGUCUUCCCCGAUGUCUGGUGUGGUGUCACCUCAUGAGCUCCUUCAAAAGCUCCAGCUGGUUCAGCAGGAACAAAGCCUGGCUUCCCAUGACCCCCCUCACCUCUGUCCAGGACUGGCACCUCGAUUCCUGGGGCCCACUCAAGGGCAAGGUGCCGGCUCAGUUGUAAGCCCAGUCCCAACAAGGACCACAGGUACUGCUGGUCAAAAGGCUGCGCUGCAGUUUCAGAUCAUCUCCCCCCAGCGGAUACCUGCCACUGUGGCCCCCAACCUGCUCCUCUCUCCCAGUGUGUUCACUCAGGCAAAGUCUAGUGGCGGGUUGUCAGUAGUUUCCCAGGAGAGCUGCCCUGCCCCCUCAACCCUGUCCAGACCCCCACUGCAGCAGGAGAUCAGAGUUCUUUCCAGAAGCCAGCUUCAAGCCACACUGCUGCAUCUAAUCCAGACUGACAGCUCAUUCCUGGACAGCAUCUACGAAGCCUACAUCAGCCGGUUCGCUAAUGACUCCAGCAUCAAGUACUGAUGACUCUUCACACUCUCGGUCUAUUCAUGCACCUUCUCUUGGGCUGUGAGGCUCAUUCUUCGACACCUCAGACGGAUGUACCAUUUCCUCUUCUGAAUCCAAUCAGACACACCUCUCUUUAUCUCCUCUGCACAACAUAGCCAGUCAACCUGACUCUUCCCCUUUAAACCAAGUUUUUCUAGUCACAACA